AUGGAGCUCUGUGGUGCAACAAGACUUGGCUAUUUUGGAAGAAGUCAAUUUUACAUUGCUUUGAAACUCGUUGCUGUGGCCCAGUCUGGUCUCCCUCUAAGAGUGGAAAGCUUAAAUACAGUAAAGGACCUCCCUCUUCCCAGAUUUGUUGUGUCAAAGAAUGAACAAGAGUCAAGACACACAACCUUGUAUUCUUCAGAUGCUGAUAACCCAGCUUCAUAUUCAGGUGUGAUUCCUCCUCCUCCACCUGGCAGGAUACAAGUCAAAAAAGGCUCUGUGAGCCAUGAUGCAGUUCAGCAGCGUACAUCAACUGAUCAACAGGAGUCCACAUCUCCAGUUGUUUCACCACAGCAAUCCCCACCAACCUCUCCACAUACAUGGAGGAAGCACAACCGCCAUCCCAGCGGAGGGAAUAAUGAGCGACCUGUUGCUGGACCUGGGCCUUUUUGGGCUCCAUUUAGUGAAGUACAACCAGGCUCAUCUACUUCUAGUGAUCCCAUAUGGUCUGGCCAUUCACCACCACCCCAUCAAGAAAAUUGGGUCAGUUUUGCAGAUACCCCACCAGCCAGUGCUCUUUUAGCCAUGCAUCCUGCUUCUGUCCAGGACCAGACAACAGUUCGAACUGUAGCAUCAGCUACAACAGCAAAUGAAAUUCGUAGGCAAUCAAGUAGUUAUGAUGACCCCUGGAAAAUAACUGAUGAACAAAGGCAGUAUUAUGUUAAUCAGUUUAAAACCAUUCAACCUGAUCUAAAUGGAUUUAUACCAGGAUCUGCAGCUAAAGAAUUUUUUACUAAGUCAAAACUACCUAUUCUUGAACUUUCUCAUAUUUGGGAACUGUCAGAUUUUGAUAAAGAUGGUGCACUGACACUGGACGAGUUCUGUGCUGCAUUUCAUCUGGUAGUUGCUAGGAAGAAUGGGUAUGAUUUGCCAGAAAAGUUACCUGAAAGUUUAAUGCCCAAACUGAUUGAUUUGGAAGACUCAACGGUUGGGGAACAGACUGGUGAGGUAGGUUACUCCGGCUCUCCAGCAGAAGCACCUCCAAGCAAGUCUCCAUCAAUGCCAUCCCUAAACCAGACCUGGCCAGAACUGAAUCAGAGCAGUGAGCAGUGGGAGACAUUUAGCGAACGCUCUUCAAGCUCACAAACUCUGACCCAAUUUGAUUCUAACAUUGCACCAGCUGAUCCUGACACAGCAAUUGUGCACCCAGUUCCUAUAAGAAUGACUCCAAGCAAAAUUCACAUGCAGGAAAUGGAGCUUAAAAGAACUGGAAGUGAUCAUGCUAACCCUACUAGUCCACUUCUCGUGAAACCAUCAGAUCUGCCAGAAGAAAAUAAAAUGAGUUCAUCUGUAAAAUUUACAGCUGGAAAUACCGUUACAGAUGGUUACAGCAGUUCGGACUCUUACACUUCAGAUCCAGAGCAAAUUGGAAAUGCUGUAACACGGCAACGAUCACAUUCAGGAACAUCUCCAGAUAACACUGCACCACCACCACCCCCUCCAAGGCCUCAUGCUUCUCAUUCUCGGUCGUCAUCUUUAGAUAUGAACAGAUCCUUUUCAGUUACCCCAGGACAGCAACAGGCUGGAGUUGUUGCCUAUCCCCCUGCAGUGCCUCCAAGACCACAGCCUUCACAGGGCACAGGUCCUCAUGUGCAUCGCUCAGUGGAUGCUGAUGGCCUAAUAGCUCAUACCAGUACCUCACCUCAACAAAUACCAGAACAGCCAAAUUUUGCAGACUUCAGCCAGUUUGAGGCAUUUGCUGUUUCAGGUGUAAACAAAGAGGAAGACGAUGAAAUUGAAACACACUCAGAAGCCUUGCAGGUGGAAAAGCCCUCUGAUUCUGCAAGUUCUCUUAGAGUUGCCAAAGCAGAUGGAAGAGUUGAAGACAAAGCACCUGCAAAUGUCCCCAGUAGUGCGGGUAAAGGCACUACCCCACUUGCUCCACCACCGAAGCCUAUUCGUAGAAGAUUAAAAUCAGAAGAUGAGCUAAGACCUGAAGCUGAGGAACAUACACAGAAAACAGGUGUCAUAGCUGCUGUUCUUGCUUCACAGCCAUCUAUUCCUAGAUCAGUGGGGAAAGACAAGAAGGCAAUUCAGGCAUCAAUCAGACGUAACAAGGAAACCAACACUGUUUUGGCCAGAUUGAACAGUGAACUACAGCAGCAACUAAAGGAUGUUCUUGAAGAGAGAAUCUCCCUGGAAGUCCAACUGGAACAACUUCGACCCUUCUCUCACCUCUAAGCCUACUGCCGUUAACUGUGAAUUUACUAAUUUUGAAAGGGGUAUUGGUUUCAAGGCCUAUUUAAAUAUCCAUGCAUCUAGCUCAGUGCACUCUAUUCUACAU
Molecule: messenger RNA, 2341 nt
Organism: Ficedula albicollis (Collared flycatcher)
Lineage: Eukaryota; Metazoa; Chordata; Aves; Passeriformes; Muscicapidae
Gene: REPS1
Product: RALBP1 associated Eps domain containing 1
Exons: 19
Coding region: 1-2238 (745 amino acids)
Biological process (GO): endocytosis; endosomal transport
Cellular component (GO): cytoplasm; plasma membrane
Molecular function (GO): protein binding; calcium ion binding
Source: RefSeq, a predicted model, not a curated record